Molecule: messenger RNA, 1463 nt
Organism: Annulohypoxylon maeteangense
Lineage: Eukaryota; Fungi; Ascomycota; Sordariomycetes; Xylariales; Hypoxylaceae
Exons: 2
Coding region: 153-1250 (365 amino acids)
Source: RefSeq, a predicted model, not a curated record
CUUCCUCCUUUCUCUCAACUCCAUCUAAUAAUACAACAACCAUCCAGCUUCCACGACGAGUUCGAAAUCGACGCUUUUUCCAACAAGAUUUGCUUAUAUAAAUUGAAAGUAUCUAAACUCGGUAGUGGAAUAAUGGUUUUCUUUAGGUCGCCAUGGUGCGAAAAAUCCUGAUCCUCGCAGGUGCACCGGAAACUCAUAAACUUAACUGGGAUGAGUCAAACCUCCUUAACAAAUUCUUGGAUCCCAUCGCAAAAUUUGCUCGCAUUGAGGACACACCGAAUCUAGUAACCACGGAUGAGGUUCUAGGAUCCGCUCUAGAUGUUGCUCUUUGGCGAUCUAUACCCUUGGAGAAAACAACCUUACCAACCGGUUUCUCCCAGCUUCAUCAAAUAACGUCCGAUUACCGUGGAGAUGAAGGCUUCUUCACGGCCUUUACCGCCUCUCAUGAGUCUACCUCCGACUUGGCAGAUACUAGUAGAAUGAGCCAGGAAAUACUAGACAAAUUCUACGACCAUUCUCUUGCUAUCCAUAAUGAUAUACCAUCGUCCCAGCUACCGACUUUGAGCUUGAGUACCGACGAGUCUUCGUUGAACACCACUGAGGAUAUGAGUACGUAUUUAUCGACGCAGGGUAGUAGUUCUUCUGCCCGUCAAAACAAACAAUUGCUUCCUCAAUUAGGUCAUUUGAGCGAUCUUGAAGAUUUACCAGCUGGGCCGUAUCUCCAAUCCAUCUCGCCCCAGACGAUGACGGUUAAUCUCAUAGUCGGCAUAAUAUCCAUCGCAGAGCCACGUACUGUGAAAACUAGAUGGGGCGCAACAAGAUCUCUCGUUGAAUUACUUGUCGGCGACGAGACAAAGUCCGGUUUCAGCGUCAGUUUCUGGCUAUCGGCAGAAUCCGACGAAUCCUCAGCUAAGACCCUUAAGGAGCUUCGUAGACAGGAUAUCGUGCUUCUCCGUAAUGUUGCGCUGAGUGUUUUCAUGAAGAAAGUACAUGGACACAGUCUGAGGAAGAGUCUCACCAAGAUUGAUCUUCUCUACCGGAGGAAGUUGGACAGAGCUGAUCGAGGCGGUUUAUACAUCAUGAGGGAUGUCUCGUCGAAGAAGCCGGCACACCCGCAGUUACUCAAGACUCGAAAGGUAUGGGAGUGGGUUAUGAAUUUUGUUGGUGGCGGCGGUACGGCUCUCGGGAAGAGGAAGCAGAAAGGAAGACCAAUAAGAAGUUGGGAUAUGCCGCCGGACGAUACUUUGUGAGUUAAUUCAUAAAGAUAGCGCAUCGACGAUAGCUGUUUUUUCUCAAAAUUAGGAUGAGAGAUGCAGGUUUCAGGCCAAGACAGCACUUCAAUCCAAAUAGCCGGAAGUCUUCCCCGUGAGUAUAUGCCUUGUCUACCUAGGCAGAUAUAUCCUAGCCAACCAAACCAAUUAGAUUGGGUUGAAGGAAGUAUAACGCUCUAUACUCCAUACUCC